GCCGCCCCUGCCUCCCUGAGGGCCGGGCGGGGAAGAUGGCGGCGGGGCCGGGGAAGCACAAGCUGCUGAGCGCCGGCCCCACCGAGCCCUGGUCCAUCCGCGAGAAGCUCUGCCUGGCCUCCUCCGUCAUGCGCAGCGGUGAUCAGAACUGGGUCUCGGUCAGCAGAGCCAUCAAACCUUUUGCAGAGCCAGGACGUCCACCUGACUGGUUUUCCCAAAAGCACUGUGCAUCUCAGUACUCAGAGCUCUUGGAGACCACGGAGACCCCUAAGAGAAAACGUGGUGAGAAGGGAGAAGUUGUGGAAACUGUGGAAGAUGUUAUUGUGCGGAAACUGACUGCAGAGCGCGUUGAGGAGUUAAAGAAAAUUAUUAAAGAAACACAGGAAAAAUACAGGCAACUCAAGAAGGAUGCAGAGCUGAUCCAGGCCGGACACAUGGAUAACAGACUGGAGGAGCUGUGCAAUGAGAUUAUGAUAAAGAAAAAAAUGGAGGAGGAGGAGGCAGAAGUCAAGAGGAAGGCUACAGAUGCUGCUUAUCAAGCUCGCCAGGCCAUUAAGAACCCACCUCGAAGACUCACGGGUGUGAUGGUUCGUUCUCCCGCUGGCUCCACCUCCCCGGGCGGGGAUUAUUCCCUGGGAGAUCUGUCCCAGCCGGCUGGGGAUGAGGCCAGUCCAGGGGUCACGCCAGGGACAUUGCCCAGCACCCCAGUUGCCUCCUUCAUUGGAAUCCCUGACACCCCUCCAGGCUCUGCUCCCCUGGAUGCCCCCAUGACCCCAGUCACUGAUGAUUCACCCCAGAAAAAGAUGCUAGGACAAAAAGCAACUCCGCCUCCUUCCCCUCUGCUCUCAGAGCUGCUGAAGAAGGGCAGUCUCCUGCCCACAAGCCCCAGGCUGGUCGGUGAAAAUGAAAUGGCAGUGGCUUCUGGUCACAUGAACAGCUCGGGAGUGCUGCUGGAGGUAGGAAGUGUCCUUCCAGUGCUGCACAGUGGGGAAAUGCAGUCGGCACCUGGUGCUGUCCCUGCAUCUCCAGCUGCUUCAGGUGCUCCUACGCUUUCCCGGCUUUUAGAAGCUGGUCCUGCACAGUUCACCUCACCUCUUGCUUCCUUCUCCGCUGUUGCCAGCGAGCCUCCAGCUAAGCUCCUGCCACCCCCCGUAGAGCCUGUGUCCCAGGCCACAAUUGUCAUGAUGCCCACGCUGUCAGCACCAGCCGUUGUGCCACCAGCUGCAGCUCCAGAAAGCGUAGCCACAGUGAGCCAGCCAGAAGCUUGUGUUUCCAUGGAGGCAGUGACUGAUUCCCACACUGUGACAGUGUCCAUGGACAGCAGUGAAAUAUCAAUGAUCAUYGAUUCCAUCAAGAAAGAGUGCCUGGGUUCUGGGGCUGGCAGCACUGCRGGGUCUUCCAAAGAUCACUGCAUGGAUGGGAAAGAAGAUCUGGAUUUGGCUGAGAAAAUGGAUAUUGCAGUGUCCUAYACGGGGGAAGAGCUGGACUUCGAUACGGUUGGAAAUAUUAUAGCCAUCAUUGAGGACAAGGUGGACGACCACCCUGAAGUCCUGGAUGCAGCAGUUGUUGAGGCUGCUCUGUCUUCUUUCUGYGAAGAUACCGAUGACCCUCAGACCCUUCCUGGCCCAUGGGAACAUUCAAUUCGUCAGGAGCAUGAGAAACAGGCCCAGAUACCCCAAGUGUCUGUGACUGUGAAGCAAGAGAGACUGGAGUGUGAGGAACCAGAGGCAAAGGGAAUUCGUGACCUAAUGGGCAUUGGUGAGCUGGGGUCAGAAAUAAAGACUGAACUUCCAGAGCAGGACCAGACUCAGCUGGGCCCUGAAGAAACCAUACCAGCAASUGCAAGAGUGACAGAAACUCCAGAACUUAGAAACCAAGAGAUAGAAGAAGAUCAAAGAGCAGCUGUAACAUCAGGAGAGACUUCUGAAAUCAAGAUAGAGUCGUCCCAGGCAGAAGAUGCAGUGCUCAAUCCAGUGAAGACAGAGACCCCACCUGAUGAUGAUUCAUCCCCUCCACAAGUCCCAAAUGUGAGUGAAGACUCCUCACAGGCUGAUGUUCAGCACAAAUUUGAGCUGUCAGAGUCAAUAAAGGAGGAGGCCCAAGCUCUGUUUAGGAGUCAGAUGAAGGAYGGGCAGGGUGAGGAGGAUGAUGAGGAUGGUGCCAGUGAGGCUGCCAGCUUGGAGGAGCCCAAAGAAGAAGACCAGGGUGAGGGGUAUCUCUCAGAGAUGGAUAACGAGCCCCCCGUGAGCGAGAGCGACGACGGCUUCAGCGUCCACAACGCGCCCUUGCAGUCCCACGCGCUCGCCGACUCCAUCCCCAGCAGCCCGGCCUCCUCGCAGUUCUCAGUGUGCAGUGAGGACCAGGAAGCAAUACAGGCUCAGAAGAUCUGGAAGAAAGCCAUCAUGCUGGUUUGGAGAGCUGCAGCUAAUCACAGAUAUGCCAACGUCUUCCUACAGCCUGUAACUGAUGACAUAGCACCAGGCUAUCACAGCAUCGUGCAGAGACCAAUGGAUUUAUCUACCAUCAAAAAGAACAUUGAGAACGGGCUGAUCCGAACCACAGCCGAGUUCCAGCGGGAUAUUAUGCUGAUGUUUCAGAAUGCAGUGAUGUACAACAGCUCUGACCAUGAUGUGUACCACAUGGCUGUGGAGAUGCAGAGAGAUGUCCUGGAGCAGAUCCAGCAAUUUCUGGCCACACAACUGAUGAUGCAAACAUCAGAGUCAGGGAUCAGUGCAAAGAGCCUGCGGGGGCGAGACUCCACUCGCAAGCAGGAUGCUUCAGAGAAGGACGGAGGCACCAGAGGGCGGCGCUGCGCCAUCGAGGCAGACAUGAAGAUGAAGAAAUGAUGCUGCAGACGCAGAAUCCCAGCAGAAUCCCAGGCAUCCGGAGCUGGAGUGCAAGCAGGCAGCUCUUAACUGCUCUUGGAGGAGGAAGAAAAGCUGCAGGUCCAUUUCUGGGACCUGGUUCACCACCUUUGCUUGCCCUUCUGGAAAGCAGUGUCUUGUCAGAAUGUGUAACCCAAAGAAACUUCCCCAGAGGGGAAGACCAGCCCCCCUGCCUGUUUUAGGGCAGUCGUCUUGGGCUUCAUCAGUGUUCUGGUGUUAGCUAGCAACUGGUGGCUCGUAUGUACUGUAAUGUGAAGUGUACAGAUUUUUACUAGUGAUGUGUAAAUGUGAUGUAUAUUAAAAUCUGGGAACAAACCCGUGUGCAGUGUGCUGAGCAUUGCAGCUCUGCAGGGAGGAACCCUGUGGUGCAAGCCUGGAUUCCCACCUGGARUAUCUGCAAAAAUAAUUCUCUUCCAGUUAUCCCUGUAGCACACAGGCAUGGCAGAGCUCUGAUGACAAUCUGUAAAUCACGGGAGUGCUGCACAGUGCUUGGAUGGUGAAGGAGAGGAAGAUUCCCUGCCUGAGUGUGUGAGGAUACAGCACCUCUGUGAUGACACAGGAGAUCAAACCUUGAGAAGUUAACUACCCCAGGCUUGUUUGAGCUUUCCUUAGGAGAAAAUGCAUUGAAAAAGACUUGACAUUCUUUUCCCCGAGAGCUGUGGAAGCCACACUGGUGAGAGUGAAAAUCUGUGAUCCCAACACCUGUAGGCAGGAUUGCCAGUACCUGGUUUCACAUCUGAGCUUGUGCACUSUUUCUACUGGAAAUUACAGUAAUUUUCCUCAGCAACAUGAAGGUUUAAUUCUCUGCAAGAAUUUCCAAGUCACUUUUUCUGCUCAUAUGACGUGAGAUAAAACUUGCAUGUUUUCUGCCCACACAACCUUUCACGGGGGAAAAAAAACAACAAAAUGACACCAUCCUCCAUGGUUGCAGCAGCUGGGAGUGCUCUACACUCUGCAGCAUGUCCAGGGUGCAGCUUUCUGGUAGACAGGUUUCAGGAAACUGAGUCACUGGGAUUAAGAGCAGAGGCAUUGUUGCCUUAUCCAGUAAGAGCUCUUGAUUUUCACAAGUUCAGUGUUGAAGUUGGCCGUGCCUGCUCUGUCAAGUCGGAUGUAUUGCUGAGGUGUAUUUUCACCAAGAGUCACCUUACUGAUGUGGAAAUGCUGAAACUCCCUUGGUUUGGUGAUUGGUUAAUUGUCCUUCACAACUAAACCCGGGAGUAAAUUUCUGAUUUGAAUUUUUAUUUUUCUCAGUUCAWAGCACAAAAUGUACCGGGUUCUUUGUCUUUCAUGUAUUUUAUGGAUUUAAGUUAGAGACAAAGUUUUUAGCAGGACCCAUUGUGAYAGGAUAAGGUGAUGGUUCUAAACUAAAAGAGGGUUGAUUUAGWCUCAAAGAUUUCUCUUUUUACAAURAGGGUGAUGAGACCCUGGCAUGAGUUGUCCGGAGAWGCUGUGGAUGCYCCAUCYCUGGAAGUGUUGAAGGCCAGGUUGUACAGGGCUGUGAGUAACUUSAGCUAUUUGAAGAUGUCCCUGCUCAUUGCAGGUGGGCUGGACCCAGACAGUCUUUAAAGGUCCCUCCCAACYCAACCUGUUCCAUGAUUCUAAACUGAAAAGAACCUCUGUGCAUUCCUUUACUUCAUUCUGCUGCUCAGAGCAGGGCCAGCUUCAAAUAUUCACCUUACACACAGUCAGAAUUCCCUGUGGUGUAACUUGUCAUCCCUUUCUGCUUUCACUGCUGGGCAGAGAAGAGUYUGGCUCCAUGUGUGUAACACUUCUGCCCUGCCAUUGUCUCUUGGAAAAUUCAGGUGCAGCACAGGAGACCUUUAUCAGGCCCUCAGAACUUGCUGUCAUCAUGGCAAGCAGUGCUGUUCCUUCUUACCUUUGGUUUCUGCUCUUAACCAGGUAUUUUUCUCUCACCCUUUUUUUCAUUUCUCAUGACAUUUUAAUAGUCUUUAAAGAUGUUUAAGAGCUUUAAAACUCCAAGAUAUGAUUUUCUCUAUGGAGCCUCAUUGCCUCUUUACCAACUCCUCAUCUCAUGCUCCGACUAUUUACUAAUUCUUUUCUUCCUAAUACUUUGUUCUAAUCUGUCUAGUACAGAGCUGAUGUUUUACUGUGCUGCAUCUCCCAGCACCCACCCUUUUACAGACAGAUAAAACUGUCACGCCUUUCUGGGUUUCUUCUUAAACUUAAAUGACAUUUUACAGAGCAUAGGGUUGGUCCCAUUAUAUUUAAGCUUCUUUAAGGCUCACAAAUGAAUCCCAGUGGGUUCUGAGGUUUAUUCGCUCACUCAAAUUGUUCUAAAACCUCCCCUGUUGACAUUUUAAUUAGAAAUCAUCUCUCAGAACCAUCCCAAGAGAAGGUCUCAUGUGAGCUCCUCUGUGCCAACUGCUGAUAACGAUGAUUAAUUUGGUUUUUCCARCUGGCCCUAUUUUCCAUUGAGAUGUUUGGCAUUGAUCAUGUGUCAUCCCCACUGAUCAUCUGGCAGGUCUCUGCUUCUGAUGUUUUUGAUUAGGUUUUUUGUUUUUAUUUGC
Molecule: messenger RNA, 5413 nt
Organism: Malurus melanocephalus (red-backed fairy wren)
Lineage: Eukaryota; Metazoa; Chordata; Aves; Passeriformes; Maluridae
Gene: BRD8
Product: bromodomain containing 8
Exons: 21
Coding region: 36-2846 (936 amino acids)
Cellular component (GO): NuA4 histone acetyltransferase complex
Molecular function (GO): protein binding
Source: RefSeq, a predicted model, not a curated record